AUGGCAGCUAAUCGUUUACAGCGUUAUGCUAUUUUUUUAUCAGGAUAUAAUUAUGAAAUUCAGUUUAUUAAGGGCACUGAUAAUGGUAAUGCAGAUGCAUUGUCCAGACUUUCAUUGGAGUUUCCAGAUAAUGCUAAUAAUUCUGAGUUAGACAAUUAUUCUAUAAAUUUAAUAACGGAAAAUAUUAAAUCUAUUUCAGACCUGGAUAUUUGUUUGGAAGUUAAGAAGCAUCCAUUGCUUCGAGAAGUCUUCUUUAGAGUUUUUACUGGUAAAUGGGAUGAUAUUAAGGUAGUAUCAGAGGACAUGAAACCUUACUUUAAUCGUAGAAAUGAGUUCUCUAUAGAGAAAGGUUUUUUAUUAUGGGGUCAUCGUUUAGUAAUUCCUCCUAAGUAUAGAACUGCAUUGUUAGCAGAAUUACAUAAUACACAUUUGGGGAUUGUCAAGAUGAAAAGUAUUGCUAGAUUUUAUAUUUGGUGGCCUGGAAUCGACUCAGAUAUUGAAAGCAUUAUUAAGGAAUGUAUGAAAUGUUUAGCUUACAGUGAAAACCCACCUAGAAGUAUUUUACAUAGUUGGCCAUAUCCAGAUGGUCCAUCACAAAGGGUACAUUUAGAUUUUUUAGGACCAGUUAAUGGGAAAAUGUUUAUAGUUAUUAUUGAUGCCUUUUCAAAGUGGAUUUUUGUUAAGCAUAUGUUAAAUAUAACUACUAGUUCAACAAUCAAGGUGUUAUGUGAAUACUUUGCUUAUUGUGGUGUUCCAGCUAAACUUGUUACGGAUAACGGUUCAUCGCUAUGUUCAAAGGAGAUGAUAGAUUUUUUGAAAAAGAAUAGGGUUUUUUAUAUCACUACACCUCCUUACAAUCCUUCAACUAAUGGUGCUGCCGAGAACUUGGUUCGCACAUUCAAAAAUUUUAUUAAAAAAUGCAAAAGUAAUUCAGAUAUUGAAAUGGAUAUUUUUAAAUUUGUAUUGUCUUAUAACAGUACCAAACAUUGUGCUACAGGGGUUAGUCCUGCUGAGUUACACUUGGGACGGUUAUUACCUACACCUUUUGACAGGUUGAAUUCUUUUGCUAAGUAUAACUAUAAUAAAGGUAUUGUAGUGGCAAAAAACAAUUACAGAGGUUGUAGGGAAAAAGUUUAUUUAAUUAAAGAUACAGUCAUGUGCAAAAAUUAUGGAACAUGGGGAUGUUUGGUAGAUGUAGGCAAUGGUAUGGUGUGGAAAAGGCAUGUUAAUCAAAUAAUUGAUAGAGUGAUUAGUAAAGGUAGUGAGGUUGAAACGUUGAAUGAUGGCAUGGACGACAAAAGUACAGUAGAUAACAAACAAAUAGAAUUAGAUCAAGAGGUUGCAUCUAAUUACAAUAAUGUUUCAUUAGACUCUGUGUCAAAAGACACAUUCAUAAGGAAGAGUGGUAGAACAAUCAAACCACCUAAACGUUUAAAUUUGUAA
This is a messenger RNA of Macrosiphum euphorbiae (potato aphid), 1443 nucleotides long. The record is from the annotation of a GenBank genome assembly. Lineage: Eukaryota; Metazoa; Arthropoda; Insecta; Hemiptera; Aphididae.